Serendipita indica DSM 11827 is the source of this 1032-nucleotide messenger RNA. Lineage: Eukaryota; Fungi; Basidiomycota; Agaricomycetes; Sebacinales; Serendipitaceae. The record is from the annotation of a GenBank genome assembly.
AUGGCCUCCGACGAUUCCUCCAUCAAAAUGUACAAGAAUCUUCUCUGGUUAUACCUUGGGUCUACUAUCAUUGCAGUGCCAAUGAUUGUGACCAUAUUGUACCUCUAUCUCCUCCCGUUUCAGAUAGUGAAGUCGACCCAGCUCUGGCGCGACCCAAGACCGCGAGCCUUUGUCCAACUACUGCUUACGACGGCCUUAUCCUUCUUCGUCGCCGGCGCACUUAACCUAUUGUACUAUGCCGAACGUCUCCCACAAAACCCUGGGAGCGAAUCCCCAGUUACUCUGUCACUGGACGUAUGGAUAGUCAUCAUCUUCUUUGCAACGACGAGUCGACAGAUAUCGUUUCCCAUCCUCUACUUGCUGAUGGUAAACGUACUGCAGUCGCGGUGGUAUGCCUUUGUGAAGCACUCCACCGGACACAAGCACGAACGCAGGACAAAAGAAUCCAAGCCGCAACUACCAGAAUUUCUGGGCUGGAGAGGGAAAGAGAAAGCCUCAUUCUUUGUCGCGGGCCUCAUGCUCCUAUUGCCUAUUAUUUCCAACGUUUGUUUGGCAGUUGGACUCAAACAAGUCUCGCAAAGCGGGAUUGCCGUCCUUCUCAGCAUCGACCGAGUAGCGACGGCGCUGGAUGGGGUCAGAGGAGGACUGGUUGCUUUUGCAGUGCUGGAUAUCGGCAUCUCCUCUUUCUUCCUGUCUCGCCGAUUGAAAGCAUCAGACUAUGGAGAUACUAUAACGAGUAUCAUGCUGCAUGCAGUGACUCCUUUACUGUUGCCGCUGGCACUAGAAAAUGUCAUUGCGGCACUUUUCCGUACUAUGGCGUUAUCCGAAAAGACAUUAGCCGCGGUGGACUUCUCAAACUGGGUUGUUACAAACGUUAUCAUCGUCAUUUGCAUGAUCACGUUUUGCGCCUUAUAUUCUACACCUCUGCGGUGGCUACUUACGACCCCAGAUGAAGAGAACAUUCAUCCAACACAUAACGAUUACACUUACGAGACAACUCACGAGCUUUCGACAUUUUCGAGUCGACAAUGA